Molecule: messenger RNA, 549 nt
Organism: Diatraea saccharalis (sugarcane borer)
Lineage: Eukaryota; Metazoa; Arthropoda; Insecta; Lepidoptera; Crambidae
Source: the annotation of a GenBank genome assembly
GACUCGACUAUUUCCUUUAAACCCGUUUCCGUCUUGUUUUCCUUCGGUUCCUAGUAUAAAAGGAGCUCUCCUAGCAUUUUUUUGUUAAGUCGUACGUUUGAUAGCGUUUAAAACAACUCCAGUGAAGUGAAAAUGAAACCAAUAAUGUUUUUGUGUUUGGUGGUGGCUGCGACCGGUAUGGAUACCAAUCAUGGUGUCCACCUUUCUAAGUCGCAGAAAGAAAAGGCUGAUCAUUACAUCAUGGAUUGCAUUAAGCAGACAGGAGUUCACGCCGACGUGCUUUCUGACGCAAAAAAAGGUCAUUUUGCCGACGAUGAAGCCUUAAAGAAAUUUACACAUUGCUUCUUCCAAAAAUCCGGUGUAGUCGACCAUGCGGGACAUCUUAAUGUGGACGCAGCUUUAUCUAAAUUGCCUGAAGGCAUCGACAGAAAUGAAGCUACUAAAUUAUUGGAAGAAUGCAAGAAGAGGACUGGAAAAGAUGCUGCUGAAACAGCAUUUGAAAUUUUCAAAUGCUAUUCAAAAGGAACUAAGACUCAUAUUUUAUUGUAG